AUGGACUCGAGCAGGACAAGCUCCGUGCCGCGCCGAGAGCGCUUCGCCUUCUACGCAGACAACCGUGAAGAGCGACGACAACCAAGGCGCCACUAUUGCAAAAUCUGCAAAAUCUUCGGACACUCAACGGACCGAUGCAGGUCCCGGUCCAACUAUUGCCACCCGAAUUCCACUCACCACGACCAUUGGGUCGGCCGACAAGACGCUCGCCAAUCUCAGCUUCACCAACAAACUUCUCGUCCUCCUGCUCAACAACAAGAACAACAACAACAACAACAACAACAACAACAACAACAACAACAACAACAACAACAACAACAACAACAACAACAACAACAACAACAACAACAACAACAACAACAACAACAGACCCAAGCAUCUCAAGCAGGAACUCCCAGAAACGUCAUCGCAAACAUGGCGACAAGGCAUCGCCCACGCACCGAGGAACCAGACGAAGAGGAAGAACCUCGCGGCGAACUCAUUCAGCCUGAAGACGGAUGGAACAACCCCCUCACAGUGGACCACUAUUACCUAAACCACAACACCUGGUACCUGGACAGCUGUUGCGGCCAACACAUGGUGGGAUCCGUCAGGUACAUCUCCAACAUCAGCCGCGCCCCUGCCACCUUCGUUACUGUGGCCAACAACGAGCAACUGCAAGCAAGCGCGCAAGGCAUCGUGGUACUACAAGCCCGAGACAGCAACACAGACAUCUCGUUUAACGACGUACUCUACGUACCAGACCUUCGCUUCAAUCUAUUAUCAGCAGGACAACUCAGAGAUUGCGGAGUCAUGCUCGCCACAGACCCAUAUACGCGCGACUUCAUCUUGACCUACGCCAGCAGCAGGACCAAAGAAUUGCGGUAG
Messenger RNA from Closterium sp. Yama58-4, 867 nucleotides. NCBI's taxonomy places the organism in Eukaryota, Viridiplantae, Streptophyta, Zygnematophyceae, Desmidiales, Closteriaceae. The record is from the annotation of a GenBank genome assembly.